AUGAAGCUUCCAGCAAUUGUAAAGCAUGGCACCAUUUUCUGCACCACCGGCUCCCAUAAGGCGUCGGCAAUUUUCCUCGACAAUGAACUUGUUAUCACCUCGGGGUUAAUUUUGAGUGAUAAUGAGAGCCACGCAGAGACGCUGAACAAUGCCGUCAAAAACAGUCCCAUUGUGGAAUGUAACAAAUCCGGCGAACUGAGGCAGAUCUUUGAGCUGGAUUUUCGCAUUGUUUGCAAGCACGACAACGUGUUGCAAGAACGAGCUGCACGCGCCUGUUACUUAGUACACUCUCGCCGGGUGAAAGAGUGUAUGGAAAAAAUGCUAGAAGGUUUGCACGUGUGCAUCAAUGGCGACCUGAAGCCUGUCCGGUUGUAUGCUAGCCUUUUUGCUAGCAUCUUCAUCAUGACUACAAAUCUGAGCGAACCUAUUUCGCUGGAUCAGAUUAAAGUGGUGUUCGAAAGUUUGCAAUCACCCGGCAGGGAAAUGCUUAAACUGCUGGAUAAAGUGGUAACGGUGUCCACUCCCUUUGGAGAUGAAUCGUUCUUCAACACGUUUCAUGUAGGACAUGUUUCCAACAUUUUCGGUGAACAAGACUGUUUGCUACUGCUCGACACACAUCUCAGCUCUGGCUGCCAAGGUGGAGCAGUUUACAGUUCCAACAGGAAAAUUCAAGGUAUCCUGAUCGGUUCCACCUUCGUGUAUCGCAAUGAAAACGUAAGCUUUCCGUUGGCGAUCAAUAUGGAUGAAAUUUUGAGCAUAGUUUUAAACAGAAGAAAUCUUUGCCAAAGCUUAGCAAUGACACUGCCUAUGCCAGCGUUCCGAUCAGUGUGCAUGAUUGAUUCCCAAGGAUGUUGGGGCACCGGAUGUGCGUUCGAACUAAACGAUAAACGUUACAUUAUUUCCUGCUCGCACGUGCUUGUAACGGACAACAUUACAUGCGUGUUUGAGGAUGGAAAAAUAAUGCACCCGAAACUUAUCUACAAAAAUCCCAUCUUCGAUACUGCUUACGAUAUUGCACUGAUGGAAGCCUCCUUUGAAGAGGCGCAACCGUCAAACUGGUUCUGUCAAUUGGCAAACUACAUUCCACGCAUUGGUCAGCGGUUGUAUGCUGUCGGCUUUCCCGUGUUUAAAUCGUUGGCCAGCAAGUCAAACUUUAAGCCAACCAUCAUCCCGGGCCAUGCCACAAAGUACAGUGAGGGAAUACUAUUCACGGAUUGUUCCAUUCAGUGUGGGCAAAGUGGUGGUCCAAUUUUCGAUGAGAAUGGUUUAUUGAUAGCGAUCGCUGUUUCAAACUUCAAAAGUUCUGUAGAUAAUUUAAUCUACAAUUGCCAUAACAUGUGCGUUCCGGUGAAAGAUAUUUACAGCAUUUUGGAACACUAUUCAAAAACCUGUGAUAAAUCAUCACUCGCAAACUUGCAGGCUGAUUGGAAUGUGCGAUCGAAAUGGAAGCUGAAGAGUCCUGUUAUUUUAAAUAAGCUAUAGCGACACAA
Molecule: messenger RNA, 1490 nt
Organism: Anopheles maculipalpis
Lineage: Eukaryota; Metazoa; Arthropoda; Insecta; Diptera; Culicidae
Exons: 6
Coding region: 1-1482 (493 amino acids)
Biological process (GO): protein processing; regulation of fatty acid beta-oxidation
Cellular component (GO): peroxisome
Molecular function (GO): serine-type endopeptidase activity
Source: RefSeq, a predicted model, not a curated record